Hermetia illucens (black soldier fly) is the source of this 1108-nucleotide messenger RNA. It is a transcript of the gene AIMP1, whose product is annotated as aminoacyl tRNA synthase complex-interacting multifunctional protein 1. The transcript is spliced from 2 exons. NCBI's taxonomy places the organism in Eukaryota, Metazoa, Arthropoda, Insecta, Diptera, Stratiomyidae. Gene Ontology annotation, molecular function: tRNA binding. The record is from RefSeq and is a predicted model, not a curated record. The coding region runs from base 46 to 1014 and encodes 322 amino acids.
ACGCCACUUUCGAGGUUAGACUCCUUGGACAAGUCAGGGAAGCAGAUGAUUGGAGUUGGCAGGCACCUUGGUCUCUGUAGUUAUUUAGUUAAUAGAAGCAUCUUAAAGAUGAGUAACAUUGAGCGUGUGCUAGCCAACAAUAAUCUUGCCGAACAGCUCCUGGAUUCGCUGAAGUCAGAGCUGACGGCAAUCAAACGAGAGUUAAUAAUCAGGAAGAAAAAGGAGCUCAUCCAACAAAACAAUCUGCUAUCGAAGCAAGUGGAACUAGCCAAGUCCGAGCUUAUUCAAUUGGAAUGCCGUAACGGAAAGGAACAGAUACCGGUCCCGGGUGAGACGGCUCCAGUGCAAUCACAAAGUGCCACGAAGUCUGAAAACAAACAAAAGCAAGACCAGCCACAAGCAAAAGCCGGAGAUGCAAAGCCACCCAAAGCUGAGAAAGAGAAAAAACCGAAAAAGGAGAAACCUGCUGCAACCGCUGGAGAUACCAAAAAAGGCGGUGCUGCCCCCGCACCUGAAGCCCCAAUAGAUGUCGGCCGCCUUGACCUUCGCGUGGGCAAAAUUGUUGAGGUUUCCAAACAUCCGGACGCCGAUAGCUUGUACCUGGAAAAGAUCGAUUGUGGUGAGGCAAAUCCUCGCACUGUAGUUUCCGGCCUUGUAAAAUUCGUUCCCAUCGAAGAAAUGCGUGAUCGAAUGGUUGUGGUGCUUUGUAACCUGAAGCCCGCCAAGAUGCGAGGUGUAACUUCGGAGGCGAUGGUUAUGUGUGCGAGUACCCCGGAGAAGGUGGAAGUGCUGUCGCCCCCUGCUGGCUCUGUACCUGGUGAUCUGGUGCACUGCGAAGGUUACACUCGGUGCCCGGAUGCUCAGCUAAAUCCCAAAAAGAAAAUCUUCGAAACUUGCGCCCCCGAUUUGAAAACAAAUGGAGAGUUAGUGGCUUGCUACAAAGAUUCCCCGUUAAGUGUUCCCGGUAAGGGCAAUGUUGUCGCUCAAAGUUUGAAAAAUGUUCAGGUGAAAUGAGGUGAGCAAGUCCUCAGUGUCCUUCCGUUUGUGAGAUUAUGAUAAACUUGAAAGUUUUUCUCCUAUUUGAAAUAGAAAGCAUUUUGUUACCAUA